AUGGGUGAGAAGGGUCUGUGCGCCUCGUGCCGGCGGUGGGUGCCGUGGUGGGGGCUGGCUCCCCUCGGGGACAUCCGGGUGCCGACCCACCGUGGCGAGGUCGCCGGCUGGGCGCCCUACCGCGGCUUUCAUACCUACGACACCGCUGUCGUCUGCCAAGGCUUUGCCCGGCUGGUUGGCGGUGACACCUGUGCCGGGCGGCUGCAGGUUCGGCGGGGCCAAGUCUGGACCAGCGUCUGUGAGGAUCACGUGGACAUCAAGGCCGCCCAGGUGGUCUGCCGGGAGCUGGGCUGCGGCACGGUGCUGGCUGUCCGCGGCACUGGCCGGUUUGAGGCGGGAACGGGGCCGCUCUGGGAGCAGGGGUUCGAGUGCACCGGCACCGAGUCCCUCCUCGCCACCUGCACCCAGCGGCCGCCCCGCAGCCAGGGCUGCACCAGCCACGCCAGCAUCAUCUGCUCCCGCUACACGGGUUUCCGGCUGGCGGAGAACAGCUCGAGCUGCGCCGGGCGGGUGGAGGUGGAGGCGGGGGGGACGUGGGGGUCCCUCUGCGCCACCAGCUGGGACCUGUCCGACGCCGAGCGACACCCAGGCGAGUGCCCCAUGGCGGUGCUGGGGGAGCCCGCCUGCCCCCCCGGCCACGCCGCUGCCGUCAACUGCUCAGUGCUGGUGCCGUGGCCCCACGGCAUCACCGGGGAUUUUGCAGGCAUUGCCGAGCCCCUGCGGCUGGUGGAGGGGGAGAGCCGGUGCGACGGGCAGCUGGAGGUCACCACAAGUGCCGGAGCAUGGGCCCGCGUACCGGUGGGGCUGUGGGAUGCCCAGGGUGCCAGCGUGGUGUGCCGGCAGCUGGGCUGUGGCGUGCCGGAGAAGGUCUACACCGUGCCAGGCUUGGGCACCGCGGGGCUGCAGGGGCUGCAGUGUGCCGGCACCGAGGAGAACGUGGCUCAGUGCAACGUCUCGGGGACGGCCACCACGCCGACAGGCAGCCCCGAGGAGGGGGCCCUCGUCUGUGUCCCCAGCAGCGCCGCCCCGGUGGCAGUGGCGGGGACCGUGCCGGUGCCCACAGUCCUGUGCGUGGUCCUGGGGACGCUGCUGUGCCUGGCCCUGGGCGCCCUGGCUGUGCAGGUGUGCCGUGCCCGGGCUCAGCGCCGAGGCCCCGGCAGAGCUGCGGACGCUGUCUCUGACGCCGUCUACGAGGAGCUGGACUACACCCUGAUGCCGGACUACCAGGAGGUGCCCAGUCGCCCAGGCUCCCUGUCGGAGGGCUCAGGGACGAAGCUGCCGUAUUACACUGGGGACAGCAUGGAGGAGAGUGACUUCAAGGCAGCCCCAGACUCCUCUGCCCAGCACGGCCCCCCAGAUGGCUACGACGAUGCCGCGGCCGUGCCGCAAGAGUCCCCCGCUCCCAGCACUGGGGACCUCUCCGAGGGGGUGGCACGGAGGAGCGAGGGCUGUGUCCCACCCGCAGGUGGGAGCCACCCCCUCCCAAGCCCCCCAGGAGCCACGAGGGACCCCCCGGCACAGCCCCCGGGGGACACAGACUAUGACGAUAUUGGCAUCAGCACCCUGGGGACAUCGCUGUGA
Nipponia nippon (crested ibis) is the source of this 1581-nucleotide messenger RNA. The record is from RefSeq and is a predicted model, not a curated record. Lineage: Eukaryota; Metazoa; Chordata; Aves; Pelecaniformes; Threskiornithidae.